UUAGGUUUCACUGCGGGCGAUACGAACAGGAACGAGUGUCUGUGAUUUGGGGACGAUUCGAUUUCUGGAUAUGAUCGGGAUGGAUUGAUGGAUGGAUCGUUUGUUCCUGUGUUUGAUCUGUGAACAGUAAAUGAUCUGAGGAGCCGCGCGGUGGAUCAAAGCGGCUCGGACACGCGCUCGUUACUUUGUAACGUUUCUGUAAAGCUUUGAUCUGGGAGCGGUCACACACACUUCAUUUAUUAAUACUGAGAAACGCGGUACAUUCAGCACCACUGUGUGUGUGUGUGUGUUUGUGUUAUUGUUUGUUUGAUUGAUUGUGCACUGCGCUUGUCUGGAAUCAUGCGGCUGCAGUGUGUACUAUACAGUGUGAGUGUGCUGGUGUAUGUAUUAGUGUGUACAGUGGAUUUAAAACCCACACUAAGGAAGGCCCGGGUGCACCAUGAUAGUGAACUGAGUCAGAGUCCGCACUCGGACCAGCACCCGGACCAGCGCAGCCUGCAGUUCGACCAUGAAGCUUUUCUGGGGAAGAACGAGGCCAAAACUUUCGACCAGCUUAGUCCAGAGGAGAGCAAAGCACGACUCAGUAAGAUUGUGGAUCGUAUCGACAGUGAUACUAAUGGCUUCAUCACAGCUGAUGAGCUGAAGCUCUGGAUUAAACGGGUUCAGAAGAGAUAUGUUUACGAGAACGUGGCGAGAGUUUGGAGCGAUUACGACUUGAACAAAGACGACGCCAUUGGCUGGGACGAGUACAAACAGGCCACAUAUGGCUACUACCUCUCGAACCCAGAGGAAUUUGCUGACUCCUCGGAUCAGUUCAGCUUUAAAAAGAUGCUGCCGCGAGACGAGCGCCGCUUUAAAGCAGCCGAUCUGAACGGAGACGGACGAGCGGAGCGAGAUGAAUUUACCUGUUUCCUCCAUCCUGAGGAGUUCGAGCGUAUGAGGGACAUCGUCGUCCUGGAGACACUGGAGGACAUUGAUAAGAACGGAGAUGGUUACGUGGACGAGGAUGAAUACAUCGCGGACAUGUUUGCUCAUGAGGACGGCGGUCCAGAACCAGACUGGGUUAAAACUGAGCGAGAUCAGUUCUCUGAUUUUAGAGAUCUGAACAAGGAUGGGAAGAUGGAUCUGGAGGAAAUUCGACACUGGAUUCUUCCUCAGGAUUACGAUCAUGCUCAGGCUGAAGCGCGUCACCUACUGUACGAGUCCGACACUGACAGGGAUCAGUUGCUGACGAAGAAAGAAAUUCUGCAGAACUGGAACAUGUUCGUAGGAAGCCAAGCAACAAAUUAUGGAGAGGAUCUGACCCGAAACCACGAUGAGCUCUGAGCCACAGAUGAGAUGUGAUCAUUCAUCACAUCAAUAAUCACACUGAGGAAAUGAAUUCACUGCACUUCCUGCAGGAGGACGAUAGAAUAAUCAGAGAUACAGAUUUAUAGAUCUCGUCUGAUCUACCUCAGUAUCCCCAAGCAUCGCUUAGUGCAUCCCUCACCAAAUCUCCCAGCAUCCCUCAGCGCAUCUUUUAUUAUGCAAUUAAUUGAUGUUUUAUAGUGCGAGUGUGUGUGUGUGUGUGUUUAAUUGUGAUUGGAUGCUGAUGUGCAUUAUCACUCCAGAGGUUCAAUUAUUUAUUUUGUUUUGUUGACAGCAUUUCGUGACUGUUACAGAGUGAGUUUACACUACACCCCCCAUAAUCACAAUAUAUAUUACUAUUCAGAUACCCUCAAAAUGUCCCCCUAUUUUAUUUAUUCCAUAUUUCAGUUUAUGGCUACGAUCUUGCCCACACUAAUGUAUGGCUGUAUACAUUCACUUUGAUGUAUUACAUUCAUAUGUUUAGUUUUUAAAUUUUAAUUACAUUUUCAUAGGUUAUUAAUGUAUUUUAUUGUUUUGUCACUAAGAUGUUUGUAUUCAUCAGAGGAAUGGUGCUUAUGGACUGAUUGCUGGUUUAGAAGAACAUCUGAUAAAUAAAAAAACCCCCAAUAAAAUAAUAUUUUACAGAA
Trichomycterus rosablanca is the source of this 1994-nucleotide messenger RNA. It is a transcript of the gene rcn1, whose product is annotated as reticulocalbin 1, EF-hand calcium binding domain. The record is from RefSeq and is a predicted model, not a curated record. Lineage: Eukaryota; Metazoa; Chordata; Actinopteri; Siluriformes; Trichomycteridae. Bases 340 to 1326 code for a protein of 328 amino acids. The transcript is spliced from 6 exons. Gene Ontology annotation, molecular function: calcium ion binding. Gene Ontology annotation, cellular component: endoplasmic reticulum.